AGCGCACUCCCCAGCCCUCGGAAGCUUUUAGUGCUGCAGCAGAAGCCACUUACCGACCGAACCAGCAAAUCACCAUGAGCGACGCGGCCAUCUCAUUCGCCAAGGACUUCCUGGCCGGCGGUGUGGCCGCUGCCAUCUCCAAGACUGCUGUAGCCCCCAUUGAAAGGGUCAAGCUUCUCCUGCAAGUCCAGCAUGCAAGCAAACAGAUUACCGUUGACAAGCAGUACAAGGGCAUUAUGGACUGUGUUGUCCGUAUUCCCAAAGAACAAGGUUUCGUGUCUUUCUGGCGUGGUAACCUUGCCAACGUGAUCCGAUAUUUCCCAACUCAGGCCCUCAACUUCGCCUUCAAGGACAAGUACAAGCAGAUUUUCUUGGACAAUGUUGAUAAGAGGACCCAGUUCUGGCGCUACUUUGCCGGUAACCUGGCAUCUGGUGGUGCUGCUGGUGCCACUUCCCUCUGCUUUGUCUACCCUCUUGACUUUGCCAGAACACGGCUGGCUGCUGAUGUGGGCAAGGCUGGUGCUGAUCGUGAGUUCAAGGGCCUUGGUGACUGCUUAGUCAAGAUCUCCAAAUCCGAUGGUAUUAAAGGCCUUUACCAAGGUUUCAAUGUAUCUGUUCAGGGCAUUAUCAUCUACAGAGCAGCUUAUUUUGGAAUAUAUGAUACAGCCAAAGGAAUGCUUCCAGACCCCAAGAACACACACAUCAUUAUUAGCUGGAUGAUUGCUCAGACAGUAACAGCAGUGGCAGGUUUUGCAUCCUAUCCAUUUGACACAGUCCGUAGAAGAAUGAUGAUGCAGUCUGGCAGAAAAGGAGCCGAUAUCAUGUACUCUGGAACAAUUGACUGCUGGAAAAAGAUUGCAAGAGAUGAAGGUACCAAGGCUUUCUUCAAGGGUGCCUGGUCUAAUGUCCUCAGAGGAAUGGGUGGUGCUUUUGUGCUAGUCUUGUACGAUGAAAUGAAGAAAUACAUCUAAACCUGACCUUGUCCAGAUACCUGACAUGGCAUGCUGUAUUAUGUAACAUACCCUGAACGUUCAUGGACUUUUCUUUUUGUCAAACACAUUUAUUUAUAAAGUGCAACCGGUUAUAUUUUACUAGUUGUUGUUUGGGAUCAAUCCUACAGGCCACCAGCUUUCCACAUUAACACAAAUCAUUCCCUUCCCCUGUUAUUGUAUGCCUUGCACUAUAGUGUAGGCUGUCAGCAGUGAUGGGGAUACAACAAUGGGACUCAACGCUCCUUUAUAUUUUAUUUCAGCCAUUCAUGUUUUUAAGUAACUUGGAUUUGAGGAAAUAAAAAAAUAAAUAAAAAUGCG
Molecule: messenger RNA, 1310 nt
Organism: Pelobates fuscus (common spadefoot toad)
Lineage: Eukaryota; Metazoa; Chordata; Amphibia; Anura; Pelobatidae
Gene: SLC25A5
Product: solute carrier family 25 member 5
Exons: 4
Coding region: 75-971 (298 amino acids)
Biological process (GO): negative regulation of mitochondrial outer membrane permeabilization involved in apoptotic signaling pathway; mitochondrial ATP transmembrane transport; mitochondrial ADP transmembrane transport
Cellular component (GO): mitochondrial inner membrane
Molecular function (GO): ATP:ADP antiporter activity
Source: RefSeq, a predicted model, not a curated record